AUGGAUAAUUCGCAUCCAAGUGUGUGUUUAGACAGCGGCGUGAUGCCUAUAAACAUGGACGGGUGUCCGACAUCCGGGAACAAUUCGGAUAUGUUUCUUUACGAUGAUUCGUCGAUGUCUGAUGGAAGUCUAUAUGCGAGUGAUCAAGAAAAUCAUUCGACUCCUCGGAAACGAUCAGAGUGUAGACGACACCAUAAACGAAGGAACCGGUGUCCUCAACAGCAAAUCCAGCAACGUCAAGCGGCGAAUCUACGAGAGAGAAGACGGAUGCAGUCUAUCAAUGACGCAUUUGAGGGUCUUCGUGCCCACAUACCGACGCUACCAUACGAGAAACGCCUAUCUAAAGUAGAUACCCUCAAACUGGCGAUUGGAUACAUAAGUUUCCUUGGAGAACUGGUUCGCGCCGAUAGAAAUUCAACAGACAACAUGUUGUCGGGCCUCAGCAACAGCCACAACAGAGAAGAACAGAAGAAAGUAAUUGUGCGAGGUGUCAUCAUGAGGGGUUCCCACGGUACAUCGCGUGAUCAUCCGUGGGAUGUAGAACCGUAUUAA
Molecule: messenger RNA, 552 nt
Organism: Leptosia nina
Lineage: Eukaryota; Metazoa; Arthropoda; Insecta; Lepidoptera; Pieridae
Source: the annotation of a GenBank genome assembly